UAUUAAUUAUAUGGUUUUAAAUUGAAAUAAUUGUAUGAACCCUUCACGUUGAUCACUUAAAGGUAGCUUGUAAACAAAAAUAAGAAUUUUUAUAACUUUUUCGAUUUCUGAUCAUAUUGCAACCCUACCGGUAUACUCCUUGUUUAAAUUACGCAAUUUGUUUUAUUUGUUAAAUGAAAAACUAGUUAGUACUAAAAGUAUAUAUAAAGCUGGAAGAUCUAAUUGCGUGUAAAAUUAAAACUAAUAAUCGAACCAAAAUUCUUCACUAAAGAUAUAUAAUCGAUGUGAAAUACAAUAUCACUAUUACUAUUACACAUUUAUUAGCACUCUUCUUUUACCACAAAUUUUUGGCUCUGCGUGAAUUACUCUGAUAUUGAUUAGAUAUGUUAUUAAAAUUUUAAACGUGUCAAUGCAUCCAUUUUAAUGUAGUUGUCAAUGCGAUCAUUGAUCCGAUUUUUAUAUAAAAAUUGUUUUUCUGAAUGGGCUAAAAGGACUGUAACUCAUAAAAUAUGUACUCAGUUUGGACCAUGUGCGUCCAUACGGAUGUAAGUGCACAGUAUCGUGCCACGUAGUUGCAACAGAGCACGACAAUUUCUAAUUCUGCUAGCAUGUCAUUUGCAAUCUAUUCCAAUAUAUUUAUAUAUAUUCGUAAGCUAAAAUUAGCUGAAAUGCAUUUGCAUCGUGCUAAUGAAUAAGAUCACACACAUUCAAUACUUAUCUGCUGAAAUCAAUCUAACUGCGUAAAGAUGGGCAAGGAAAAGACGCACAUCAACAUCGUUGUGAUCGGUCACGUGGACUCCGGCAAGUCCACUACUACCGGCCAUCUGAUUUACAAGUGUGGUGGUAUCGAUAAGCGUACUAUCGAGAAGUUUGAGAAGGAGGCGCAGGAGAUGGGCAAGGGCUCGUUCAAGUACGCCUGGGUGCUGGACAAGCUAAAGGCGGAGCGCGAACGUGGUAUCACCAUUGAUAUCGCCCUGUGGAAGUUCGAGACUGCCAAGUACUACGUUACCAUCAUCGACGCCCCUGGCCAUAGAGACUUCAUCAAGAACAUGAUCACUGGAACCUCGCAGGCGGACUGCGCCGUGCUGAUAGUUGCGGCUGGUACGGGUGAGUUCGAGGCCGGCAUCAGUAAGAACGGUCAGACCCGCGAGCACGCGCUGUUAGCUUUUACCCUGGGGGUGAAGCAACUGAUCGUGGGCGUCAACAAGAUGGACUCCACCGAGCCGCCGUACCAUGAGGCGAGAUACGAGGAGAUCAAGAAGGAAGUGUCCUCUUACAUCAAGAAGAUCGGGUACAACCCGGCGACCGUGGCGUUCGUGCCCAUCUCGGGCUGGCACGGAGAUAACAUGUUGGAGCCUUCGGACAAGAUGCCCUGGUUCAAGGGGUGGACCAUUGACCGCAAGGACGGGAAAGUGGAGGGCAAGUGCCUCAUUGAGGCCCUGGACGCUAUCCAGCCUCCGUCUCGUCCCACCGAGAAGCCGCUGCGUCUUCCUCUGCAGGACGUGUACAAGAUCGGAGGCAUCGGGACAGUGCCCGUAGGACGAGUCGAGACCGGCAUCCUGAAACCCGGCAUGGUGGUUGUGUUCGCGCCCGCGGCCAUCACCACCGAGGUGAAGUCUGUGGAGAUGCACCACGAGGCCUUGCAGGAGGCGAUGCCUGGAGACAACGUGGGCUUCAACGUGAAGAACGUAUCGGUGAAGGAGUUGCGUCGCGGCUACGUGGCCGGUGACUCCAAGAACUGCCCGCCCAAGGGGGCUUCGGACUUCACCGCCCAGGUGAUCGUGUUGAACCACCCGGGGCAGAUCAGCAACGGCUAUACCCCGGUGCUGGACUGUCACACCGCUCACAUCGCCUGCAAGUUCGCUGAGAUCAAGGAGAAGUGCGACCGUCGUACUGGCAAGACGACCGAGGUGGAGCCGAAGUCCAUCAAGUCCGGCGACGCGGCCAUCGUCACCCUGGUGCCGACCAAGGCGCUGUGUGUGGAGUCGUUCCAGGAGUUCCCGCCGCUGGGACGCUUCGCCGUCCGGGACAUGCGUCAGACGGUUGCCGUUGGAGUCAUCAAGAGCGUGACCUUCAAGGAGGUGACUACGGGCAAAAUCACCAAGGCCGCCGAGAAGGCCCAGAAGAAAAAAUAACUAUGGGGCUCUUCAAGUACUAGCCCGCAGCGUCCGACCCACCCCCGCAGCGCUGCGGCUCCCCCUUCCCCCUUCCCCGGCGGCCGCGCCGUCCCCCCCCGGUCUCCCCCGCGGCCCCCCAGCCCGAUCGCCUACGGCGUCCCCAUUCCCAACGUAGAGUCAGUGUCCCCCCCCAAUCGGAGCUUCUUCGCUGGUGACAUCGACCCCGGACCCACCUCGUGCAUUUAUCUCAACAAGAUACUCAAGUUUUUUCGUCUUAGUUACGUUUACUUUAUAGGUUUAUGUCUUUGUGAUUAUUUUAGAGGUAAGUUACUGGAGAAGUUUGAGUUGCCGUACUUGUUGUCGCGGUUCGUUUUAUUUUUCCAUCGCAAGGAGUUCAGGAGGAAAGACGACGGCGGCGAAUUUAAAAUUGAACUUUUAAGCCUUUUAGAAGUUUUGUUGUAUGAGACUCUGCUCCUGUACGCCAUCAUAACUAAAUUGCUUAAGAUCGUACUGAACAUCUCGUCCUUGUUUCUGUUAGAUUGGUCGGUGAGUUUUUUAUGUAAUUUAGUUAUGUCUAAUUUCUAAGUAUAACGUAUCAUUAUUUUUAUGAAUUGUAACGUCUUGUGUAACUUCUGAUAGCUCUUUUGUGUACAUUGUGAACUGAUUUUAGAUUAUACGAUUCAUAACAUUGUAGAUGAAAAAAAUAAGUUAUUUUCAUAAGAUUGAUGAAGUGUAAGUACUUAAGUAGGUGAUAAACAUCAGAGUGUAGGAAAUCGGAGCGGCCGUUUGUGAAGCGGCCGCCGGUAGUUGAAUUUAGAAGUACGUACGUUUAAAACAAUAAAAAGCGUUAAGAACGUUUUGGUAGAAAUUUGUGGACUUUGUGAAAGGUAACAAUUUCUGUUCCUGUAGUUCCUGUUGAAACUUGACUCUGAUAUUUUAUGACUAAGUUGCCUGGCAAAGGUUUAAAAAUUCAAUUUAAAUUUCCAAUAUUUUAGAAAUUACUAGGUACGGAGAAAACUCGAAUGUUAUAAAGCUAAUUGUAUCUUUGUAAUUUUUUCAAUAAUUUUUGUAAAGACCUUGAUCCUGAUAAACCAAUAAAGAAGCUACUGGUA
This is a messenger RNA of Danaus plexippus (monarch butterfly), 3229 nucleotides long. Its product is annotated as elongation factor 1-alpha 2. Gene Ontology annotation, molecular function: translation elongation factor activity; GTPase activity; GTP binding. The transcript is spliced from 11 exons. Lineage: Eukaryota; Metazoa; Arthropoda; Insecta; Lepidoptera; Nymphalidae. The record is from RefSeq and is a predicted model, not a curated record. Gene Ontology annotation, biological process: translational elongation; translation. The coding region runs from base 747 to 2135 and encodes 462 amino acids.